GGUUUCCUGCAGCGGCGUCUGUGAGGGGUGGGGGAGAAGAGGAGGAGGAAGCGAAGCUGUGCCCAGUGGCUCCUGCGACCCUGCACCAACUCUAAAAUGAGGGGCUGCGGGGAAUCAGAGCUGAAGUUCGUGGAAGGGGAAGAGGCCGUGGAGUCCCCCGGACCACCCCCAGAACCACGCGCCCAGGAACCCCAAGCUCCAGUGCCCGAGCCCGGCCUGGAUCUGAGUCUGAGCCCGCGGCCCGAGAGCCCCGAGCCGCGGAACUGCAGUCCGGGGCGGCGGAAGGGGCGGGCGGAGCGCCGGGGUGGGGCUCGGAGGGGGCGGCAGGUCCGUUUCCACCUGGCGCCUCCCUCACCCGUCCGGCCCGAGCCGCUGCCCGCGGCUGCUGCACCUAGCGAUAAGCCCGCGGCGCCGCAGGAGCUGGAGGCGCCCGCGCGGCAGAGUAGCAUGGCCCUGAGCCUCGAGCUGCAGGCCGCGCGGGCCGCAUCCAUGGGCCAGUUUGAUGCCACGAAGGCCGUGGAAGAGCAGCUGAGAAAGUCUUUCCAGAUCCGCUGCGGCCUGGAGGACAGUGUGGCCGAGGGAUUGAACGUGCCGCGCUCCAAGCGGCUCUUCCGGGACCUGGUGAGCUUGCAGGUGCCAGAGGAACAGGUUCUCAACGCUGCACUCAGGGAGAAAUUGGCGCUCCUGCCGCUGCAGGCCCGAGCCCCGCCCCCAAAGGAGCCACCAGGGCCGGGACCGGACAUGACCAUCCUGUGCGACCCGGGCACAUUGUUUUAUGAAUCUCCGCACUUGACCCUGGACGGACUGCCCCCUCUACGGCUUCAGCCCCGGCCCCGCCCUUCAGAGGACACCUUCCUCAUGCAUCGGACACUGCGACGGUGGGAAGCUUAGACCCCCAAAGCUCCCUGGAUUGCUAGUUCAUAUUUUUGUAGGUUAAAAAUUUUUUUCAGAAUAAAGUGGUUUUGCUAAUAAA
Messenger RNA from Marmota monax (woodchuck), 973 nucleotides. RefSeq names its product protein phosphatase 1 regulatory subunit 35 (gene Ppp1r35). The record is from RefSeq and is a predicted model, not a curated record. Bases 97 to 891 code for a protein of 264 amino acids. Gene Ontology annotation, biological process: negative regulation of phosphatase activity. The transcript is spliced from 4 exons. Gene Ontology annotation, molecular function: phosphatase binding. NCBI's taxonomy places the organism in Eukaryota, Metazoa, Chordata, Mammalia, Rodentia, Sciuridae.